CGGAGAUCCCUGUGGCUAACAGUGUUUUCUCUGUUGCACUAUCUAGUCCACGCCGCAACGUGAAGUGGAAGAGCCAAGAUGAGUUUCUACGAUGACAUUUACCCAUUCUACCGGCGACAAAGGACCCCGUUCAUCUUCAGUGGACGCUUGAUCGCUGUUAUUCUGGUUUUUGUAGUGCUUGCAUUGAGUCUUCUUAUUAUACUCCCAGGAAUACGUGGGAAGUCAAGGCUGUUUUGGAUGGUCCGGAUACUUAUCAGCUUGUUUAUAGGUGUUGUUAUUGUUGUUCUUAACUUCACUAGCGACUGGGCUGAAGCCAAAAUGACCACUAAUGCCACCUACAAGUCUUUCAGCAACGCAGUGGUUAAUGCUGACAUCGGCUUACAUGUGGGCCUCUAUGGGAUCAAUGUUACACUCAGAGGAAAUCCUGUGGAGCAAUUUAAUGAAACAAUCAACUACAAUGAGAUGUUUAGCUGGCACGAUACUAUGGAUCCUGAGUACGAGAAUGCCCUGUUACGAGGCCUACCUGACCCUAUUCUAUACAUUGUUGAAAAGUUCACCCUAAAUAGCCCGUGUGGUCUCUUCUUCCAAUAUAAAUACUCUGGACGCUAUGCCUCUGCAAUCCUAUGGACUGCCUUUUGCUGCUGGAUCCUCUCCAACAUCCUCUUCUCGAUGCCUGUUGUGCUGUACGCUGGAUACAUGAUGCUGGCCACGUCUGCCUGUAUCUUCAUUUCCAUGGCCUCAUUCUCUGCCAUCAAGAACGCUCCACAGUGUGUCUUUUCCAUUGGCACAAACUCCCUUGUGACAGAGUACAGCCAUUCAUUUUGGCUAGCCUUGGCUACGGGUCUUCUGUGUGCUGCCAUUGGGAUCCUGGUUGUGGCAUUGUAUUUUUUGAUACCAGACAAAUUAAAGGAGGCAUUUAGUGCUAGUGUGGACAUAGAUGAAGAUGAUGACAGUUUUUCUAGAGAGGGAUAUUUCAACGCUGUUUUCCUCGAUGGAGUCAUAGUCACGCCAGCUACAUCCAAAGGACAUAUAUGA
Periophthalmus magnuspinnatus is the source of this 1035-nucleotide messenger RNA. It is a transcript of the gene duoxa, whose product is annotated as dual oxidase 2. Gene Ontology annotation, cellular component: endoplasmic reticulum membrane. Bases 79 to 1035 code for a protein of 318 amino acids. The transcript has 7 exons. The record is from RefSeq and is a predicted model, not a curated record. NCBI's taxonomy places the organism in Eukaryota, Metazoa, Chordata, Actinopteri, Gobiiformes, Gobiidae. Gene Ontology annotation, biological process: protein transport.